Molecule: messenger RNA, 476 nt
Organism: Cebus imitator (Panamanian white-faced capuchin)
Lineage: Eukaryota; Metazoa; Chordata; Mammalia; Primates; Cebidae
Product: keratin-associated protein 5-6-like
Exons: 3
Coding region: 69-476 (135 amino acids)
Source: RefSeq, a predicted model, not a curated record
GGGAGCUCCACAUUGCCCCUCCCUCUCACCUGCUCCUCUACCUGCUCCACCCUCAACCCACCAGAAACAUGGGCUGCUGUGGCUGCUCUGGAGGCUGUGGCUCCGGCUGUGGGGGCUGUGGCUCUGGCUGUGGGGGCUGUGGCUCCAGCUGCUGUGUGCCCAUCUGCUGCUGCAAGCCCGUGUGCUGCUGUGUGCCAGCCUGUUACUGCUCCAGCUGUGGCUCUUGUGGGGGCUGCAAGGGGGGCUGUGGCUCCUGUGGGGGAUCCAAGGGGGGCUGUGGCUCCUGUGGGGGCUCCAAGUCUAGCUGUGGGUCAUCCUGCUGCCAGUCCAGCUGCUGUAAGCCCUGCUGCUCCUCAGGCUGUGGGUCAUCCUGCUGCCAGUCCAGCUGCUGCAAACCCUGCUGCUCCUCAGGCUGUGGGUCAUCCUGCUGCCAGUCCAGCUGCUGUGUCCCCGUGUGCUGCCAGCGUAAGAUCUGA